AUGUUGUAUCAGUUUCUUAUAUAUUUCUUUACAAUUGUUGUUGCAUAUCUCUUACAAAGAUUCUUUCCUAAAUUUUUCAGAAAGUUUAGACCUUUUACACUAGCUUGGGAUAUUGUAAUAAUAGAAUUCUGGUCAGCAAUUAUUGUUUCAAUUUUCAAAAACUAUACGGGAAGAGCAAGGCCAAAUGUUUUUGCUGUCUGUAAUAGUACCAACGUUAAUGGAAGAAAUAAUUGUUCAAAAGUAAAAAGUGAUUCAUAUUAUUAUGAUUUGUUCCAAAGCUGGCCAUCAGGGCAUGCGCAAAUGGGUGUUUCAGGCAUGACAGUUCUUGGACUUUUCAUUCAAAGAUUUAUAAAAACGAAAAUCAUGUUUGGAAUAUUAUUAGGUUCGGCUCCGAUUUUGUAUGGAUUUUAUGUUGGUGCAUCGAGAAUAAGAGACUUUAAACAUCAUCCUGAUGAUGUUCUUGCUGGUUUUGUUGUCGGAUUCAUUUGGGCUCUGAUUGGCUGGGAUGUCAUGCGGGGUUGUAUAUUCGAAGAAGAGACUGAACCAGAAAACGCACAAGAAAACUCUCAACCUGAAAAUCUUUACAAUGAAGAUAAAGAAGAAGACUCUGGUCCAGGAAUAAAUGUAUAA
Messenger RNA from Trichomonas vaginalis G3, 630 nucleotides. RefSeq names its product phosphatidate phosphatase protein. The coding region runs from base 1 to 630 and encodes 209 amino acids. The transcript has a single exon. Gene Ontology annotation, biological process: phospholipid metabolic process. The record is from RefSeq and is a predicted model, not a curated record. NCBI's taxonomy places the organism in Eukaryota, Parabasalia, Trichomonadida, Trichomonadidae. Gene Ontology annotation, molecular function: phosphatidate phosphatase activity.